AUGCCUCGGAACCAGCGUAAGCAGGGAGGCAAGAAGAAGCCCGAUGAUACCAUGUCCUUUGAGAAGGACCCGCAGAAGUGGUUCCGACCAGAAGAUCAUAUGCCAGAACUCCCACCCUAUCUGGAUUGUCUGGACGUGUUCGGUGCCAGCCAAAGCAUGAAGAAGGUGUUCACCAAGCGUGGCUUCAAAUGUGAAUCAUUUGAUGUGGUCCUUGGUGGUGUGACCCAUGAUAUCACAACCCACCUCGGGUUCUUGGUCCUGCUGGGUUUGGGCCUCUCACUUCUUCCUGGAGCCUUGCUAGCACUGUCUCCACCAUGUUCGCUCUACAUUUUCCUUUCAUCUUCAGUUCAUGGACGUUCGAAGUUGCUUCCAUAUGGAAAUGUAUCCAACUGGAAAGUGCAGCUUUCCAACAGAAUCGUCUUGUCUCUGGUGAUCUUUCUGACCUUACUCAAGGAAUUUCGACUUUUCUCAGCGGUUCUGGAGCAACCGAAGGGAAGCAUGAUGUUCUACUACCCAGAGCUUCUUGCCUUUGCCAGGCGAUUUCACUGGCGCCAGAUUCUGACCUACAUGGGGUUGUUUGGUCAUCCGCUGGAGAAAGGUUCAUGGAUUUGGUCAGACUUACCCGGCAUCCAUUCCAUCGCCCGCAAGAUGGACAAAAAAAUGCGGGCCAAGUUGCGAGCAAAGCGAGCCAGAUUGAACAAGACCUACUAUGUGGUGGACAAGGAGAAGAAGACUGUACAGGGAACCAAAGAGUUGCAAAGCACAGCAAAAUGGACCUUUAAGUUCUGCAGUGCUCUUUUCGAUCUGUGGCAAACGUCCAAGAUGAACCGCCAAGUGGAAAACAUAGAUAUCCACUCCUCAGACUCUGAGGGCGAUGAUGCAUGA
This is a messenger RNA of Cladocopium goreaui, 885 nucleotides long. The record is from the annotation of a GenBank genome assembly. Lineage: Eukaryota; Dinophyceae; Suessiales; Symbiodiniaceae.